AGUCAAGUUUGUUUCCCCAAAACAAAAUCAAGAGAAAGUUUGGACUGUUCAUUUCUUAUCUGUCCUUGUCCUUUAUUUCCCUUUUUAUCCCAAUUUUAUUUACAUUUAUUUAUAUUCUCUGUAUUUUUAUUUAUUUAUUCCAGUUUUUAUCUUCGGGGUCAAAUCCUGCAAACUCUCCGUCACCUGAACUCACUUUAUCCAAAAAUAAAUAACUAAUCCAUCCAGUUUUCUUCCAGUUAUCUGGGCUCCGGCCGCAGGAUGCCCAAAAUAAAUUGUUCCUGGUCCAGCGGGAUCGGGUACUUUGUCGUUUUUUUUCCAAUAAUAAAGUGAGUUUGAGUAAUGGACAGGAUUUGAAUGUGUUUUGGGGAAAACAAAGUCAUUUUUGUUUUUUUCAGAGAACAAGACCAGUUCCCUUUGUAGGGAAAAGGAAAAUUACAUUUUCUGCCUCAGUUUGGACACUAGGGGGCAGCAGAGGGAAAGAUGAGCUGCAGUGUAAUAACCAUUAACCAUUACAUGUUCCUGAUGUCAAAAUAAUCUGGUUUCUGGAAGAAGAUCGGAGCCUCGUUAAAAAAUUCUGUUGUGUUUAAGGUCGCCUUUAAAAGUAAGUAAAUAAUAGACCAGAAUGUAUUUUAUCAGUAGCAGGAAACAGAAAUAGGUAAAGUACCUAAAGUUUGAACUGAAAGUACAUAGAUUCUCUGUCGUGCUUUUAUUUCGUAGGAUCAGACAGGAUGCAGCGCGUUCAUCUCAUCCGCUGUCUCCUCCCGCGUGCUGACGGACGUCUCCCGCGUCAAAUCCCGGCUUGAGGUUGCCCUAGCAACUCAGCGGAUGGACCAAUCACUCGGAUGCCUCCCCCUCCUCACCUCACCACUCCCUCCAUCCCCACGCGCGACACCGCCUCCGCUGGAGCAGGGAGGCGGAGGGAGGAUCCGUGAGCUCGUCUUCUUCAGUCCUGGAGUCCGGGAGCAGAACUUGGACCGUCAGCGGAGGAUUUUUUAACCUUCGUGCGUAAAAGCGCGGCGCGUCCCGUGCGCGCUGAUGGCACAGAGCGCGCGCGGUUCGGCGGAACCCGGUCCUCUGACAGUUGUCGGUGUCGCUGGUUCACGCUUGACACUUGUAGAUCUCCUGGACUCGAUCUGAACCCGGAGACCAGCCUGCUACAUGUAAGUACGCGCAGAGUCCGGAUCGUGGACUUCUGUAACCACCGCGGAUUUAUUUCCUCGGACUUUACGCGUCUCCGAUCCUCUCGCUUUGGACCGGGACGGAGGAGAUAGGUGAGGCUCUCUGCUGCCGGGUCUCGUCUCAUGAUGGGACACGGCAGCUGUCAUCAGGCGCGAGGAUGAGCCACAGAACGAGCCCGGCCCGGGCGUACGACUUUCUGCUCAAGUUCCUGCUGGUGGGCGACAGCGACGUCGGGAAGGGCGAGAUCCUGGCGAGUCUGCAGGACGGAGCCAGCGAGUCCCCGUACGGAUACAACAUGGGAAUCGACUACAAGACGACCACCAUCCUCCUCGAUGGGAGAAGAGUCAAGCUGCAGCUGUGGGACACGUCUGGUCAGGGACGAUUCUGCACCAUAUUCAGAUCCUAUUCCAGAGGAGCACAGGGAGUUAUUCUGGUGUACGACAUCGCCAACCGCUGGUCCUUUGAUGGAAUUGACAGGUGGAUCAAAGAGAUAGACGAGCAUGCCCCAGGUGUGCCUAAGAUCCUGGUGGGGAACCGUCUCCACCUGGCCUACAAGCGUCAGGUGACCACGGAGCAGGCGCAGGUGUAUGCAGAGAAGCUGGGCAUCACCUUCUUUGAGGUCAGCCCACUCUGUAACUUCAACAUCACUGAGUCGUUCACCGAACUCGCCCGAAUCGUCCUGAUGAGACAUGGCAUGGAGCGUCUGUGGAGGCCCAACAAAGUCUUGAGUCUUCAGGACCUCUGCUGUCGCUCCAUCGUCUCCUGCACCCCAGUCCACCUGGUUGAUAAACUCCCCCUUCCACUGGCUCUCAAGUCCCACCUGAAGUCCUUCUCCAUGGCCAACGGCCUCAAUGCCCGCAUGAUGCACGGACGCUCCUACUCUGUCACUGCCAAUGCCGCACACCACGGCGCCACCAAGAGGACCGGAGGGACGCUGCUGAAAAAACCCAAACUGAUCCGACCGCCGCCCCUCAGCCCGUCUGCACAGAGCUGCAGAAACAGCUGCAAAAUAUCCUAACAGCUGGACACCACAGACUGGGUGUCAGUAAACGCAUCACCGCCUACUUUCAAAAUGUAAGAGAUUCAUGACACCAGUUUGUUUUUUAAAGGCUGAGAGGAUGGUGACCAGGUUUGACCCUCUGCUGCAGAGAAAGAGGAAGUGGAAAUCAAAAUAAAAGUUGUCAGCAGUUUGACUUUGCUCACAGGCACACAGAGAGCUGAAGGCCUGCCACUUUUCAGCCUCUGUUCAUUAGUCUCAACCAGGAAAAUCAUUUUUUCACAGAGGGUCUCUUCUAUCAGUCUUUUUUAAAAAGCUCAAAUGUGAUACUUGAGUUAAGAGGUCUACAGAGGUUCAAAAUGAUGCACCUGAUCUGAUGGACCUGUGAAAAACUGUGCAUACCGACUUUGGUGGUGGGACAGGAGGUGUCCAACAUAGCUAUGUCAAAGCUAUGUCCAGGUGCUUAAGUAUUUAGUUCAUGUUGCAGAGUCUGUCUCUGAAUCCUGUUCUAAACUUCAGCCACAACGGACAAAAAACUACAGAACAAUUCACAAAAUAUCAUAGAAAAACAUCAAAUACAGCUUAGCACCUACAGAGACAGUUGUAGACAGUAGCAGUACUGGAUGUGUAGUUUUUAAUGGACAGGUUAUGUUAUACUGGUUACAGCAGCUACUGAGCCAGUCAAAACGAACCUUUUAUAAAACCAGUCACAGUCAAAACCUAAAGGAGACUGUCAGGACACCAGGAGUUUAAUGAAGGAAUGGAUAUAGUUUAGCUCAAAGUUAAAACUCUGCUUUAUCUAUUAUUAGAGUAAAAUUUGGGAAUUAACAGUAAAUAAAUUUUCCAAGAAGAAAUCCCUGACCAGACCUGACUGGACUAAAUUUGGACCCUGUCAGACUCAGUUCCUGAACUACUGCUCCCUGAGUUUUUGAUGGUGUUCCUGUGGCUAAAACCUGAAACACAUCAAAUCUGUAGUUUGGGCUCAGUCCCAAAUCAAGGUCCACUUAUAACCAUUACAAGCCCCUGAAAAAGUCAGUAAGUAGACCUUGAGUCCUUUGAUGAUCGUGGCUGCUGUUUUUUCUUUGUUAGAGUAACGUGUUCAGAUUUUAUUUUUCAGGUGCAGCAAUGGACAGAAAACCUCAGUGUCUGGUUUGAGCUUCUCCAGAAAGGUGAAUAAAGAAACCCUCUGCAAGAAAUCACUGCUGCAGAUGAGUGGGAAGUCGAAGUCGAAGGUUUGUCGAAAACUGUUAAUGAAUUUUGUAUGGACAAAAACAAAUCCACCUGAAAGCUGUUUGGUGAUGUACAUUGCAUUUCUGCGUCUGUUUAGUUGUACCAUGUGUUUUCGUUUCUCGUGUGGAAACACAGAAGACACAAUGUCGAAUGUUGAAAUUAAAGAGCAACUUUGUGUUUCUCCAGCCACCAUUUUGAAUCCAACGUAUUAAAGCCACUGUUGGAAAAACAAAUUUAAGAUUUUGAGAAAAAAUUCAUAAUGUUAUGGCAAAUUUCUCAAAUUUUCUAAAUAAAAACAACAAUUUCUCACAGACUUGCCACUUUAUUUUAAAAAUAUUACAACUUUAUUCAUGAAAUAUUGCAACUUAAUUCUCAAAAAAGUAUGACUUUACUCUCUAAAUAUCACAACUUUAUUCUCUAAAUAUUAUGACUUUUUUCCAAAAAAAAAGCAACUUUUCUCUCAAAAUAUAACAACUUUAUUAAAACAUUGGCAGUCAAGUCAACAUUUUUUCACAGAAUUGCACAUUAUGACUUUUUUCCUUCAAAUAUUUCAAUUUUAUUCACAAUUUUUUUCUCCUAACAGUGGCCUUAGUACUCUGUCAUACUUAAGAGACAAAGAAACAUGGACAGCAGUUUCUCCAUCCAGAGGAGCUGGAAUUGGACUUCUUAAACCGCCUGUUUAGACUGAAAUAAACAUUUGACCCUUGUUUAUGGUUUGUCCCAAGACAUUUAUAAGGAAUCACAAACUGAAGAAGAAGAAAUCAGAAAAUCAAAAUACAGCACUUCAUCACUAAAUACCUGCAGGAAGCCACAGAUCCUCACAGACUGAUCUUAUUAUUGAUGUUUAACUAACUGAAGGCGGAAUUUUCUUUUAACAGCGAAUUAUCGUGUUCACAGUCUCGCUGCUUCUUCCUCAGGAUGUUUUCUACAAAAAUGAACACAUGGACAAUGACACAGACACACUUAUUUGUAUAUACAAGCACUAUGGACGCUGUAUUUUUGCACAAUGUUAAUACACUUAAAUCUCUGUGUCUGAGAUGAAACGUAUUCUUCUUCAUGGCCUGUUUUCACACCAAACUACCAGAUGAAACACACUAACAGCUGCGAUAUGUGUACAACAUUUGUACGUGUUGUAAAUAUGACUGUUUGAUACGGUGAUGAUGUAGAACCUGUAGGGUUUGAACCUGUUAUCAGUGUAAAUUGAGUGACACCUGCACCAAAGACUCACCUGCCGCUGACAAAGGAAGUCACUGAACAGGAAGCUCUGUUUUGCACUGUUGAUUAAUGUUUAAUAAGAUGCACCUUUACAAUAAACUUUACUUAAGUGUC
Messenger RNA from Lates calcarifer (barramundi perch), 4735 nucleotides. RefSeq names its product RAB40B, member RAS oncogene family (gene rab40b). The record is from RefSeq and is a predicted model, not a curated record. Gene Ontology annotation, biological process: intracellular signal transduction; protein localization to plasma membrane. Bases 1337 to 2197 code for a protein of 286 amino acids. The transcript is spliced from 6 exons. NCBI's taxonomy places the organism in Eukaryota, Metazoa, Chordata, Actinopteri, Centropomidae. Gene Ontology annotation, cellular component: plasma membrane; endosome; synaptic vesicle. Gene Ontology annotation, molecular function: GTP binding; GTPase activity.